Molecule: messenger RNA, 1527 nt
Organism: Euleptes europaea (tarantolino)
Lineage: Eukaryota; Metazoa; Chordata; Lepidosauria; Squamata; Sphaerodactylidae
Gene: BSDC1
Product: BSD domain containing 1
Exons: 10
Coding region: 1-1377 (458 amino acids)
Cellular component (GO): cytoplasm
Source: RefSeq, a predicted model, not a curated record
AUGAGUUUAUAUUGUAAAAUUCCCACUUUCAGCUUCAUGUGUUUGUCCUGUAACAGGGAAGAUGGAGGCUGGUGGAGAAGCUGGUUACAACAAAGCAUACAAACUGUCAAAGAGAAGUCCACAGAGGCCUUGGAGUUCAUGAAACGGGACUUGACCGAGUUCAGCCAGGUGGUCCAGCAUGACACAGCCUGCACCAUCGCGGCCACCGCCAGCGUGGUCAAAGAGAAGCUGGCUACAGAGAGUUCUUCAGGUACAACAGAGAAAGUGAGGAAAGGGCUCUCCAACUUCCUGGGUGUCAUCUCAGACACGUUUGCACCUUCGCCAGACAAGACUAUCGACUGUGAUGUCAUAACUCUGAUGGCGACCCCUUCUGGGACCACCGAGUUGUACGACAGUGCCAAGGCCCGGCUAUACAGCCUUCAGUCUGACCCAGCCACCUAUUGCAACGAACCAGAUGGACCAUCUGAGCUCUUUGAGGCCUGGCUAUCACACUUCAACCUAGAGGAGAAGAAAAAGGAGGUCUCAGAGCUGCUGGGGAGCAGCCCGUCCAUCCGAUCGCUCUACACCAAAAUGGUCCCAGUGGCUGUGUCCCACUCAGAGUUCUGGCAGCGCUACUUCUAUAAAGUCCAUCAGUUGGAGCAGGAGGAAGUCCGAAGGGAGGCUCUGAAGCAGCGGGCUGAGCAGAGUGUUCACUUUGAGGAGCCCGGCUGGGAGGAGGAGGAGGAGGAAUUUCUUGGGUCAUCACCAGCCCCCCAAUCUCACGUCAGCUUGCAGUCUCUCCAAGAGAUGAAGCCAUCCUCCCCCAUCUCUGCAGAAUUUGUCACUUCGACUCUGGAGGCAUCUGUGGAGAGCUGGGCAAUGCUGAGCACCCCAGCGGAGGUGACCCCGUCGGAAAGCAGCGAGAGCGUCUCCUUGGUGACUCAGAUCGCAAACCCCCUGGCCGUGCCUACCGCCCCUUUACAGACUGGAGCCCAGCUCUUUGGGGCAGGAGACCUCUCUCAGAGGCUGCAGGAAGCGAGCGCGGAAGAGCCGGCCUCAUCGCCAAAGCCCGAGGAGCCCGUGCGACCUCCUCCAGCCUUGCAGGAGGUGAAGUCUUCUCAGGAGAAGCCCAAGGAGCAAUCGGAGAGCAAGCUAUCAAACAGGAUAGAAACCGCGCGGGAGGACGGACUCACGGAUCUGCGAGUCUUUGAGCUCAACUCGGACAGCGGGAAGUCCACACCCUCCAAUAACGGGAAGAAAGGCUCCAGCACGGAUGUCAGCGAGGACUGGGAAAAGGACUUUGACUUGGACAUGACGGAGGAAGAGGUGCAGCUGGCCCUCUCCAAGGUGGACGUCUCUGAGGAGCUGGAAGAUGAAGAGUGGGAGAACUGGGAGUAGCAGCCAUCGCUCCCCGCGCUGUGCAUCCUGGGCUCAUCCCUUGCCCCGCCCCUUCCUCCGCACCAUCCAAUGUGAAUUAAAUCACAAAGCAACUGGUCUCUCUUCCUGUGUAAAUGUGUUCCAGGCUGGAUGCAUCUCAUCUCUGCUAAA